Sclerotinia sclerotiorum 1980 UF-70 is the source of this 2370-nucleotide messenger RNA. RefSeq lists its product as hypothetical. The transcript has 4 exons. NCBI's taxonomy places the organism in Eukaryota, Fungi, Ascomycota, Leotiomycetes, Helotiales, Sclerotiniaceae. The record is from RefSeq and is a predicted model, not a curated record. Bases 1 to 2370 code for a protein of 789 amino acids. Gene Ontology annotation, cellular component: nucleus. Gene Ontology annotation, molecular function: methyltransferase activity.
AUGGGCUCUUCUGAUAAGGCAACCCUCAUUGAUGAUGGUGUAGAUGUGGAGUUUGGAAUUGAUAAUGUCUCUUCUAGCUACGCAUCUAAAAGGGGACCAGCUUCACCAGCUUUAUCAGAAGCAUCUUCUUGUACCCUAGGAGAAGAGAGUCCAGAGCCAGUAAUAGCGUCAAAUCUUGUAGUUGAAGAUUCCAUUGCCCUCAAUACGAGGUCAUAUUCUGCAUCUUCCUCUGAGUUGCCUAUCAAAAUCCCCACGCCCACCAAGAAACGGCUGCGAGAGGACGUUGAAUUGUCUUGGUCAACUCGGGAGAUCUUUAACACAGCCAAGCGCCACAUCGGAGCUCCUGUUACGGCUUUUCAUAAUACCUCUACUAAUUCUAAACCUCUUCAACUCCGGACUGUUCCGCAAGCUGCCUCGCUCAACCAGAGAAUUCCGUUACACAGUUUGCGUACCCACCAAUCAAAACCUCUGGUCAGAUCUGCUCCUCUUCCAGUUCAGCCCAGUGCCCCUCUCGCCAAUUCUAAUGCAUUCCGCCAUGCUCCUCUCCCAAUGGCACCAAAGCAACUCAUUAACCUCGACGACGAAGACAUCCCCACGAAAUUUCAAGUACCUCCCGGGAGCAUAAUCAUCGAUCUAGAAGACUAUGAGAUAGAAGCUGAGCUGGAGAAAGAGAUCUUUGGAUUUGAGCCACAGAUUGCAGCCCAAGCCAACUUUCAACGUGCCUUACUUGCUAACAGAAACCCUAAGAUCGUACUUCCCUAUGUCGAGGAUGAGUCAUUACCCUGGAAAUCCAGUUUGCUCAGACCGGGGAAAACAGUCGAGCUUAGCAAUGGAACGUUUCUGAAAAUCAAAUCAAUUGUCAGGAAUGUUGCAAAUGAUGAAGUUUCCAUUAGAGGAUGGAAGCUCGUACGUACCCGCGACUCUAUUCUCGGUGGAAUUGCAGGGAAGAAGAGGAACAAAUUGGUAUUUGUCCAUGAAAUAGAUGGGAAUGAUAGACGUGAUGCUUUGGAGCAGUCUGUGCACACAAUUCGAGUUGAUGAAGUUGUAAAGAUACGACGUUUAAUUUGUACUAAUAAAUCGUUCCCUGAAUGUAGAUACAACAAAGAAGACAUUCCUCCAGAAAUUCGAAAGAAGGGGGAGAAAGAAAUACUGCAAUAUGUGGAGGAUGAGAUGUUGUUGGUGGCUAGGAGAGCUUUUGUGGCCAGAUAUGCAGACGCGGAGGAAAGAUUGCGGAAAGGUCCACUCCUGGAUCGACCUAGCCAAUCAGCGAUUUUGAGAUCCCUCGAAAAGGAAGAGUGUACAGAGGGAGAGUUUAUUGAUCUGGAUAUUAAGAAGAAGGAGUGGAGAGGCGAAACUGUUCUAGGUGGCUCGGGAAACGACAAAAAUGUUGAUAAUCCAUCCAGCUCUAGCUCUAAAUAUACGUACGGCGAUGGAUAUUGUGGAGCAGGCGGUAUGACAGUGGGUGCUGCAGCUGCUGGCCUCAAAGUCAAAUGGGGCUUUGAUCUCAACCCUCACGCGGGACUUACAUGGCAGAACAACUUCCCACUCGCGGAAUUUCAUCUUCUUCCAGUCAAUGAAUUCGCAGCUCUCCCGGAUCCUCGCAAAAAUCUCUGGGUCGACAUCCUCCAUCUAUCUCCUCCCUGCCAAGUUUUUUCUCCUGCGCAUACGGUUCCAGGACGCAAUGAUGAAAUGAAUUAUGCGAGUCUUUUUGGCGUCAGAUGUGCGAUUGAAAAGGCUCGACCAAGAAUUGUCACUCUGGAACAGACUUUUGGAAUCUUACAUCCGCAAAAUAAAGACGCUUUCAACGGGUUAGUAACCUGUUUUACCGAUUUGGGCUAUAAUGUUUCGUGGCAAGUGGUGGAGUUUCAGGGAUAUGGGUUGCCGAGUAAGAGGAAGAGAUUGAUCAUUCUUGCGUCUUGUCCAGGAGAAGCCCUCCCCCACAUACCCGAAUACACCUACCACCCCCCACACCUCAGCAGCGACAGCAAAAAACCCUACAAGACCCCCAACCAAGUGCUCUCCAGCAUUUCCCCCGACGCCCCCAACCACGAACCACACACGCCGCAACUAAACCGUGCAAACUAUGUACCCUGGGACGGCUCCGUCAUCUGCGCUUGUAUCCUAACUAACGGCGGUUCCGGACUCGGCUUACCAGAUGGCAGUCGUGGAAUGACGAAUAGAGAAUUAGCUGCUCUGCAGGGAUUCCCUCUAAACCAUGUUUUUUAUGGAUGUGAAAUUAGGAGACAGGUGGGGAAUGCGGUACCCCCUGUUUUUGGGAGGAUUUUGUUGGGGAGUGUGAGGAGGCAGCUUGAGAGGAGGGAUGGCUGGGUUAGAGGGGAGGGGAUUGUGAUUAGUGAUGAUGGGGAGUGA